Messenger RNA from Sporisorium graminicola, 2010 nucleotides. RefSeq lists its product as uncharacterized. The coding region runs from base 1 to 2010 and encodes 669 amino acids. Gene Ontology annotation, biological process: regulation of actin filament polymerization. The transcript has 2 exons. NCBI's taxonomy places the organism in Eukaryota, Fungi, Basidiomycota, Ustilaginomycetes, Ustilaginales, Ustilaginaceae. The record is from RefSeq and is a predicted model, not a curated record. Gene Ontology annotation, molecular function: protein binding.
AUGAGCGAAACAGCUGUUCAGUUCGGCCACGAACUACCAGACCAGCUGCCAACCAUCGCGGCGACUCUUUCGGCUCAGCUCUCCCUCGAAAGCGAUGUCGCCUCCUUCCUUGCAGAGCGGGCCGCGCUGGAACGAGACUACGCCGCCAAAGUUCAAUCGCUCGUCCGCAAGUAUCGCGACAAGAAGGUCAAACGCGAUCAGGAUAUCUCGGUCGGUCCAACUCCCACCGUUGAAUGGAAGCACGCUCAAUCUACGCUGUCCACGCACAUCACAGACCUCUACUCGGCACACGAUGCUUCGGCCGCAGACCAUACCAAUCUCGCUUCAACGCUCGACGAUCUGUCCAACAAGAUGAAUGCUAGCACACGGUCGCGCGAGGAUCUUCGCAAGAAGCACGCUGCGUACGCUGGCAAGCUCCUCUCGGAUCGCGAAAGGACCUACUCGGAAAAGGACAAGGCGAAAGCAAAGUACGACGAGCUCUGCCGUGAGCUCGACUCGCAACGCCUCAAACGCGAAAAGGCUGCUGCGGGAGACCGUCACGCAGACCGCGCUGCCAAAGCUUUCCAGUCUGCCGAGCUGGACAUGUGGAAUGGCAAAAACAGCUACCUCAUCCAGAUUGCCGUCUCUAACAGCGCCAAGCAGCGAUUCUACCGACACGAUCUUCCUGCCGUUCAGGACAGCUUACAGUCGCUCUGGACGCUCUCCACCCGUCGUUUCGCAGCAUCCACCGCCAAGGCACAGUCCACCGUAGCUGCGCAUUACGAGCUCGUGGCCCGGAAGCAUCGCGAUCUAGAAGCCAAAGCAUCCAACGUCGACCCGGCUCGAGAUCAGAACCUCUUUGCCGAGCACAACAGGCAACGAUGGCAAGAGCCUGCUGGAUGGACGUUCGAGCCAUGCAUCGGCUUUUUUGACACGUCCGAAAUGUCGACUGAGCCCUCUGCCGUCACGUUCCUGCAAAACAGGCUGCUGCGCUGCAGAAGCCGCAUCGCCGAACUCAAGCCUCUGAUCGAAGCCAAAUCCAAAGAGGUCGGCGGCCUGCAGAAUCUGCGCGACGCAUACGAGAAGCAGCAAGACCUCGGCAAUCCGGACGAAGUCAUGGACCAUCUCUUUGAAGCUACACGCACCCUGUUCGGAUUCGAGAUCGAGCUGUACGAUCUGGAGGCCGAAGUAGACACGAUCAUCGCCAACAUCGGAGAGAACCAGGGCCAGGCAAGGCCGCAUCGAUUCAAACCGGCGUCGUUUGGCAUUCCGACCACCUGCCAUUUCUGCGGCGACAAGAUCUGGGGGCUGUCCAAGCAAGGCUCGGUGUGCAAGCCGUGCGGAUAUACGGUGCACCAGAAGUGCGAGAUGAAGGUGCCGGCUGAGUGCAAAGCUGCCCCUGGAGGCGGCAUCGCUGCUGGCGGCACGGAUUCUCCACGUGCCUCUGGGACGUUCAGCAGAUCGAGCCGCUCCAGUGCCGUCCUCUCAGACAGCAAGCUGGACAGAAGCACCAGCACUGCCAGAGCUCCCGCCGCUUCUAGCCGUCUCUCCGCAGUGGAGCCUCAGACGAGCGCCAGCAGCACGCAAGGCCCCACGGGCAGUGUCAUGUUUGCAUUCGAAGCAUCCAGUCCCUUUGAGCUCAGCGUCGCCGAGGGCGAACAGGUGGAGCUGCUCGAGGACGACGUCGACGGCAAUGGGUGGAUCAAGGUCCGCGCCGGUGCUGGCAGAGAAGGCCUGGUCCCCACGUCGUACUGCGACUUUGAAGGUGGUUCCGCAGCGGCAACAGCGGCUGUUCAACAAAGCACUGGAUACAGCAGUGCCGAAGCGGACACAGCGGCAGCACAAGGAUGCGGACUGUUUGUCCAGGCGCUGUACGACUAUGCAGCCCAAGGAGACGACGAGCACUCGAUUUCUGUGGGAGAGCCCAUCGAGUUGACUGCCACAGGCAUGAGCUACGCAGACGGAUGGUGCCAAGUCGUCAAAGACGGUCGUGUGGGUAUCGUGCCUUCGAACUAUGUAGAGCAGGUGUAG